Molecule: messenger RNA, 1704 nt
Organism: Agelaius phoeniceus (red-winged blackbird)
Lineage: Eukaryota; Metazoa; Chordata; Aves; Passeriformes; Icteridae
Gene: CLN5
Product: CLN5 lysosomal BMP synthase
Biological process (GO): lysosome organization
Cellular component (GO): lysosomal membrane; lysosome
Molecular function (GO): hydrolase activity, acting on glycosyl bonds
Source: RefSeq, a predicted model, not a curated record
AUGGGCGCCGCUCGCUGCUCCCGGCUGCUGCCGCCGCUGUGGCUGCUGCUGCUCCUGGCGCCGUGGGGGCCGCGUGUGUCGGGGGAGCCCCGCUCGGCGCGGCGGCGCUGGCCGGUGCCCUACAGGCGCUUUGAUUUCCGUCCCAAAACCGAUCCUUACUGCCAAGCUCGCUACACCUUCUGUCCCACUGGCUCUGCCAUCCCGCUUAUGAAAGAAGAGGAUGUCAUUGAAGUUUAUCGACUACAGGCUCCAGUAUGGGAAUUCAAGUACGGGGACCUGCUAGGACAUUUGAAAAUUAUGCAUGAUGCUGUGGGUUUCAAGAGCUCUCUAACAGGCAAAAACUACACUAUGGAGUGGUAUGAGCUCUUCCAACUUGGGAACUGCACAUUUCCACACCUGCGGCCUGGCAUGGAUGCACCAUUCUGGUGUAACCAGGGAGCUGCCUGCUUUUAUGAAGGAAUAGAUGAUGCACACUGGAAGGCAAAUGGAACUUUGGUUCUUGUGACCACAAUAUCAGGAACCAUGUUUAAUGAAAUGGCACAAUGGGUAAAAUACGACAAUGAGACUGGCAUUUACUACGAGACCUGGACAGUUCAAGCAAGUCCUGACAAAAACUCAACAGUGUGGUUUGACUCUUAUGAGUGCUCCAAGUUUAUACUGAGAACCUACCAGAAACUAGCUGACUUAGGAGCUGUAUUUAGGAAGAUACAAACAAACUACACAAGCAUAAUUUUAUUCAGUGGAGAACCUAUUUAUUUGGGGAAUGAAACAUCUAUUUUUGGACCACAAGGAAACAAGACACUGGCAGCAGCUAUAAGAGACUUUUACAAUCCAUUUAAACCUCAUCAGAGUGUCAGAGAGUUUUUUGUGGAUCUUUUCAAAAUAAUUGAUCGUGUUAUCUUGAAUCAUCAGUUUUACCUCUUCUACAACUUGGAAUACUGGUUUUUACCUAUGAAGUCUCCUUAUCUCAAAAUAAUUUAUGAAGAGGUCCCUUUGCCUGUUGGAAGCAAAGCAUCCUCUGGUAUAUGAUGGUCUACUGAAGAACAAAACUUGCCUUUAUGGCAAAAAAUUCUUAAGGAUUUUGGAGCGCUACCAUGAUGAUGUGAAAGGGUUGUCUGUUUCACUGCCGACUGUAAAAGUUGUGUUGGGAAAGCUUUGCUGUACGAAGUGAAAGACUCAGCAUUUUUUUUCUUACUACCUGUAUAACACAUUCAUGAGUGCUUCAGCAUCUCUGACCUGGCCAGCUUCUGUGUAAGCAUGGCCCCUGCUGCCUGAGGGGAGACUGCAGUGGCUCCUCUGGCUGAGCUCUGCAGUGCCAGAGGGGGAAUGGGGAGGCAGCUGCCUGCUCUUGGCUCGGGGACUCUUUGCAUGCAUGGCCACGUGGCAGCAGAUGGCAUCUGGCCACCAGCAGAGGUGGGACACAAGUUACAAGGACUAACUCGCUCAACAUGAGCGUCUGGAUGUGUCCAGUUCCUUCAACAUGUGCCUUACACUGCUGUUCCUGUAGUUCUCUGGUUUGGAGAGCUGGGGCCUAUGAACUAUUCUCUGGUAUUCUGGGGCAGUGAAUGUACUGGAGGAUGGCAUGGGUGAUGCUUUUUCACCACUUUGCUUCCUUCAGCUGCACUGUAAACACCAUACAGAUGGCUCUUCUUCAGUUUCAUGUGUGUUCUGUGACACAGAUAAAAGCCAAACUGCCUGCCUUGA